CUGAUGACGGCAAUCUGACCAAUGCCUUGGUGUGCCAUUUCACAUAUCGCAAUAACGUCAUUUGAACAGCGGAGCCGUUGUCGACCCAGCCUUGCAGGAGGGGACUGGCCUUUUAGAAAGCUAUCUAGAUGAUACAUGGCAAGAAGAAGAGCACACUGAAGAAGAUGAUGAACACACUGAAGAAGAUGAUGAACACACUGAAGAAGAUGAUGAACACACUGAAGAAGAUGUUGAACACACUGAAGAAGAUGAUGAACACACUGAAGAAGAUGUUGAACACACUGAAGAAGAUGAACACACUGAAGAUGUUGAAAACACUGACUGCCAUCUCGCUGCCGUCCCUGCGACCGAGCCGGUCAGAUCUUCCAUGCUGUACAGUAAAGAGCGUAGAGAUCAGAUCCCAACAAAGAAUGAAUAGACCAGUUGAUGCGACAUCGCAGAACAACAGACAUGAUGUGAGAUUCGUGUACUAACCCGCCCUGCAGUUCCCCAUCCUCCCAAUGCAGAUGAAAGGAGCGCACUCCUGUCUACCAAGUCGAACCUUCACACCGCCAACCAACUGCACUGGACUCAAAUAAACAACCCUAGACUUCCAUCACAGACCCAUAAAGAUUUGACAGUGA
Macroventuria anomochaeta is the source of this 623-nucleotide messenger RNA. RefSeq lists its product as uncharacterized. The transcript has a single exon. The record is from RefSeq and is a predicted model, not a curated record. The coding region runs from base 129 to 473 and encodes 114 amino acids. Lineage: Eukaryota; Fungi; Ascomycota; Dothideomycetes; Pleosporales; Didymellaceae.